Molecule: messenger RNA, 2123 nt
Organism: Monosiga brevicollis MX1
Lineage: Eukaryota; Choanoflagellata; Craspedida; Salpingoecidae
Exons: 18
Coding region: 1-1950 (649 amino acids)
Biological process (GO): vesicle-mediated transport; intracellular protein transport
Cellular component (GO): plasma membrane; secretory granule
Molecular function (GO): syntaxin binding
Source: RefSeq, a predicted model, not a curated record
AUGUCGCUCAAGAGUGCCGUCAAAACGGUUUUAACCAACUCCUUGCGCAGCGUUGCCGAUGGCGGGGACUGGAAAGUGCUGGUCGUGGACAAGCCAGCCCUGCGCAUGAUUUCCGAGUGCGCGCGAAUGUCCGAGAUUCUCGACCUUGGCGUCACUGUUGUGGAAGAUGUCUCCAAGCAGCGCAAGGUCCUGCCUCAGUUCCACGGCGUCUACUUUAUUGAGCCCACGGAAGAGAACCUGGACUAUGUGAUCCGUGACUUUGCUGAUCGCACCCCAACCUACGAGGCUGCCCACCUGUUCUUCCUGUCUCCCGUUCCUGACGCAUUGAUGGCCAAGCUGGCCAGCGCCAAGGCUGUCAAAUAUGUGAAGACUCUGAAGGAGAUUAACACGCUCUUCAUUCCCAAGGAACAUCGCGUCUUCACGCUCAACGAGCCCCACGGCCUCGUUCAAUAUUAUGGAUCUCGCUCCUCCUCCUACAACAUCGAUCAUCUGGUUCGCCGUCUUUCGACCCUGUGCACCACGAUGAAUGUGGCUCCCAUUGUGCGCUACAGCAGCACCUCCACGCCAGGCACGGAGCGCAUGGCUAUGCAGCUGCAAAAGGAGAUUGAUAUGUCGGUCUCUCAAGGCUUGAUCAAUGCACGCGAGGGCAAGCUGAAGUCACAAUUUCUGAUUCUGGACCGCGCCGUCGACCUCAAGUCCCCUCUGGUGCACGAGCUGACGUACCAGGCUGCCGCCUACGACCUGCUGAACAUUGAGAAUGACAUUUACAGCUACUCGACGGUCGACGCUGGAGGCCGUGAGCAACAACGUCAGGUUGUCCUGGGCGAGGAUGACGACAUUUGGCUUCAGAUGCGUCAUCUGCACAUCAGUGAAGUGUUUCGCAAGGUCAAGUCUAGCUUUGACGAGUUUUGCGUAUCGGCCCGCCGACUGCAAGGCCUGCGCGACAGCCAGCAGGGUGAAGGUGGUGCUGGUGCGCUGAAGCAAAUGCUCAAAGACCUUCCCCAGCAUCGUGAGCAGAUGCAAAAGUAUUCUUUGCAUCUGGACAUGUCCAACGCCAUCAACAUGGCCUUUUCCUCGACCAUUGACAGCUGUACCAAGGCUGAGCAGAACAUUGUGACGGAGGAGGAGCAAGACGGCAACAAGGUCCGCGACUUUAUUGGCGAGGUAGCCAGUGUAGUCGUUGACCGCCGUGUUUCGACUGAGGACAAGCUGCGCUGCCUGAUGUUGUGCGUCUUGGCCAAGAACGGCACGUCCAGCCACGAACUGAAUAAUCUGCUCGACAAUGCCAACAUUGCCACCCCCAGCCGCUCGGCCAUCUACAAUCUGGAGAUGCUCGGGGCGACCGUGGUUGCAGAUCGCCGUGGCCGCAAGCCCAAGACCAUGAAGCGCAUUGAACGCGACAUGCCCUAUGUCCUCUCACGCUGGACACCCAUUGUCAAGGAUCUGAUGGAAUACAUUGCCACCGGACAAUUGGACCUCGAAUCCUACCCCGCUGUUCGGGAUGGACCCAGUGUAGUGCAACCCAAGCGCGCCAGCAAAUCGGUUGAGGAAGACGAUGAUGGACCGGCGACCUCUGCGCGCAAGCGCGGCAACUGGGCCAAGAACAAGGGCAACAACCGCUCGCUGCCCUCGACCCCGUCGGGUGUCGCUGUCUCUGGCAAUGGCGCCGCUGGUGCUGCGGAAAGCGCCAAGCCCAAGCUUUUUGUCUUUAUCAAUGGCACCGUGAGCUACAACGAGAUUCGCUGCGCAUAUGAGGUCAGCCAGUCCUCGGGAUAUGAGGUGUACAUUGGGGCCCACAACAUUGCCACCCCAGCAGAGUUUGUUGAGCUCGUUAGUCUGCUGGACAAAGCCGACCAAGAUGUUCAGGUGCUGACACAGGGUCAGGGCGACGGUGGCUUGGUCAUCACGACGGGCAGUGCGCAAGCAGGUCUCAACCUGGCCGAGGUGUAAAUUCAGCCGUCCUCUGUAUUUUUGUUGAGACUGCUGGUCUCUUUUGCUUUUUUUUCCUCGCCCUUGCCACCUUCAUGACUGGCUCUCAUUUGAUGAUGAGGUGAGCAGCUGGCAACUCGUUUUAAUUUUGUCGUCUUUUAUUGUACACACCCCAAUUGUACUCCGUGUACUUG